Brenthis ino (lesser marbled fritillary) is the source of this 261-nucleotide messenger RNA. NCBI's taxonomy places the organism in Eukaryota, Metazoa, Arthropoda, Insecta, Lepidoptera, Nymphalidae. The record is from the annotation of a GenBank genome assembly.
AUGUCACUCAAGAGGCAAUCUAUACGAUACGUAUUUAUAGGGAAUAGCACUGACACAGCUACACUGACAAUUCUAGUAGAUUCAUGGGUCACAGUCACACAGUCAGGUGAGGCGCGUAGUGUACGGUGCGACGCGACGACCGAGGAACGAGGAGCGCGGCUACGCAGCGUAGCGGCUCGUAGCGUGCGCGUAGCUCACGCGAGUGACUCGACUGGCGGCCCCGGUGCCGACGCGGACACGACUGCGACCCACAGAGUACCC